Molecule: messenger RNA, 687 nt
Organism: Colletotrichum phormii
Lineage: Eukaryota; Fungi; Ascomycota; Sordariomycetes; Glomerellales; Glomerellaceae
Product: cell wall protein
Exons: 1
Coding region: 1-687 (228 amino acids)
Cellular component (GO): extracellular region
Source: RefSeq, a predicted model, not a curated record
AUGAAGUUCACCACCGAGAUCACUCUCCUCACUCUGGCCAUGGGCGUCUUCGCCGAGCCCCCCACCAAGGUCGUCGCCGAGCGUGACCUGGCCACAAUCCAGGGUGUCAUCCAACAAGUCGGCAACUCACUGAAGGACUUGAACAAGGCUGUGGAUGGCUUCAACGGCGACCUGAGCGGCCUCGCCGGUGCCGCUGGCGCCUUCACCAACACCCUUAACCAGGGCAGCCAGCAGGUUAUGGGCACGAGCGAGAUUACCCUUAACGAGGCCCUCCAGCUCCAGCAGUUCGUCUCCGGACUUCAGAGCGACGGAAACGCCCUCACCAAGAACCUCGAGAAGAAGAAGCCCGAGUUCGAGAAGGCCAGCCUUUGCGGUAUUAUCUCCUCGCAAGUCGGUUCCGUUGGAGAUGGCGCCAAGAAGCUCAUCGACACCAUCGUCACCAAGGUUCCUCAAAGCGUCCAGUCUGUUGCCAGCCAACUUGCCGGCGGCUUCGCCACAACACUUCAGUCAACUCAGCAGUCAUUUGCUGCAGGUAACUGCACAAACGCCAACGGCAUGGGCGGCGGCAGCAAUGGAACCAACGCCGGCACACCCAAGACCUCCUCCCCAGCCAAGGCUGGUGCCGCUACCCUCUCCGUUGGUCUCGGCUCCAUCGCCGCGGCGGCGUUUGCUGUCAUGUUGCUGUAA